AUGAAUAUAGCCGAGCACAGUGCGGAGAUUCCGCUGAACCCGAGCCGCCAACAAUUAGAGCGUGAGAAAGCCCUGAAUAUGGAGAGAGUUAGGAAACAAUUAUCCGAUGUCAACAUCCGAGAUCUGGUCCCAACUUUGGUCGCGCGACAAGUCCUUCAGACAUACGAAAUGGGUGCAGUUUAUGCCAAAGUAAGAUAUUUUAUGAUAAAAUAAGGACCUUUAUGCAACAACAAGGCCAUCUACUAGCCAUUUAAAAUAGUAUCGUAAAAAACAACACAUGUUGCAUUAAACCGAAUUACUUUGCGUAAACAGCCUUGUAAACUAAUAAACAUGGCUUGCAGACGGACCCAGAUGGUCAGUUGGACAAGUUAAUCGAGCUGCUACGGACCAGAAAUCAUUGGUUGGGCCCGCUGAUCGACGCUUUAAUCCGAAAUGGACAAACCUCAGUGGCCGAGAGUCUUCUCCUUAACACGCAGAGCGAAAUGUAA
Molecule: messenger RNA, 488 nt
Organism: Bursaphelenchus xylophilus (pine wood nematode)
Lineage: Eukaryota; Metazoa; Nematoda; Chromadorea; Rhabditida; Aphelenchoididae
Source: the annotation of a GenBank genome assembly